Brassica napus (rape) is the source of this 1944-nucleotide messenger RNA. Its product is annotated as probable receptor-like protein kinase At5g20050. Gene Ontology annotation, molecular function: protein kinase activity; ATP binding. Gene Ontology annotation, biological process: protein phosphorylation. NCBI's taxonomy places the organism in Eukaryota, Viridiplantae, Streptophyta, Magnoliopsida, Brassicales, Brassicaceae. Bases 467 to 1825 code for a protein of 452 amino acids. The record is from RefSeq and is a predicted model, not a curated record. The transcript has a single exon.
AUCAUUUAUGAAAACCUUUGUCUAUAUUUGUACAUUGUAUAGUCCAUGUCUAUGUAUAAAUAAUAUGUUAUAUUAUAUCGUAAUAAAUAAUCUGUAAACAAAAAAAUGACCAAAUUCAAUUUUCAAAUUUUUAUUGUUUCACUAUAUUAUUUUUUUGUUUUUGUAAUAAUCUUGUAAACUUGUUUUCAACGUUGUAUUAUUGUCAGUUCUCUGUUCCCAACAUUUAUCAAUGAUCAUUUUGCUAAAAAAACAAACAAAACAGACACAAAUUCAACAACUAUGUUCGCUUUGUAAUAUAUCUAAAUUUAUUACCAUUCAAAAUAUAACAAAAAUAAACGAUAAAAUAUAACUUGUCUUUAUAUAUUUAAUUUGAAAUAUUUCCUUCCUCUCGUUUGUUCAGCUCACAAGUCACAAUGUUCAUCUGAAAACAAAAAAACAUGAAGUCAAAGAAGCUCCAAAGCCUGUAAUGGAAGACAAGAAAGCGAACAUAAUCGCUACUCUAACCAUCUUAUCCCUCCUCCUCGUCAUAAUCGCCGCCCGUGUUUAUCUAAAACUCUCCAAACCCUUUUACCUCCUCGCCGGCGUCGACAUCUCCUUAAUCCUCGCCGUGUUCUGCUUCCUCGUAAUCCGAAGCCGUUACAACAGAGAGAGAAAGAACCUCGAGUCAAGAUACAUCUCAGAAGGCAGAGAGCUCAGAAUCGAGUACAGCUUCCUCCGAAAAGUCGCCGGAGUCCCGACCAAGUUCAAGCUCGAGGAUCUCGAAGAAGCCACCGACGGGUUCAGAGUCCAGAUCGGGAAAGGAGGAUCAGGCUCUGUGUUCAAAGGAGUUUUAAAAGACGGAAGCCAAGUAGCUGUGAAGAGAAUCGAAGGAGAAGAGAAAGGAGAAAGAGAGUUUAGGUCAGAGGUAGCUGCUAUAGCUUCCGUGCAGCACAAGAAUCUAGUUCGUCUUUACGGUUAUUCAUCGGUAAAUCGUUAUAGAUUCUUAGUCUACGAAUACAUACCAAACUCAUCUCUCGAUGUAUGGAUCUUCCCGGGAAAGAGAAGACUAGGAGGUUGCUUGACGUGGGACCAAAGGUACCAAGUUGCAAUCGAUGUAGCGAAAGCCCUAUCUUAUCUUCACAAUGAUUGUCGGUCCAAGAUCUUGCAUCUCGACGUUAAGCCGGAGAACAUUCUCCUCGACGAGGAUUAUAGAGCCGUGGUAACGGACUUUGGACUCUCUAAGCUUGUUGCUAGAGACGAGAGCCGAGUAGUAACGGAGAUACGCGGCACGUGCGGGUAUCUAGCGCCCGAGUGGCUUCUAGAGCACGGUAUCUCCGAGAAGUCUGACGUUUACAGCUACGGGAUCGUGCUCCUAGAGAUGAUAGGAGGAAGGAGGAGUAUAACGAGGGUAGAGAACAAGAGGACCAAGAAGAAGAAGCUGGAGUAUUUUCCAAGGAUUGUGAACCAGAAGAUGAGAGAGAGGAGAGUGAUGGAGAUUGUGGAUCAGCGGUUGAUAGAAGCUAAGGAGGUUGGUGAUGAAGGGCAAGUGAUGAAGUUGGUGUGUGUGGCGCUUUGGUGUAUACAGGAGAAGGCUAAGAAUAGGCCUGAUAUGGCUACGGUGAUUGAGAUGCUUGAAGGGAGAGUUACGGUGAAUGAGCCGCCGGAUUCUAAACUUGUUGUGGUCGAUCUUUUGGCGGCAGCUGGUGGUGGUGAUGAUGAUGUUGAUGAUGUGACUACAGGUGUAAGAAGGGUUGUGGAGAUGCCAAAAUUGCAUAUUCAGAGGGGGAGGCAUUUUCGUUUUCCGUCUGUUUGUUCUAGUAUCAUAUCUCCAGUUUCUCCACGUUAGAGCUUUGGUUUGUUUCUUCGUUUGAUAUGUUAAUAAGCACAACAAAACAUAACCGGAACCUACUCUUUGUUUAUAUUUGGUUUUGUUCAAGUCUAAAACUUAGAUUGCUUAGUGUUUUA